Messenger RNA from Lampris incognitus (smalleye Pacific opah), 2257 nucleotides. It is a transcript of the gene kat7b, whose product is annotated as K(lysine) acetyltransferase 7b. The record is from RefSeq and is a predicted model, not a curated record. The transcript is spliced from 14 exons. Bases 207 to 1874 code for a protein of 555 amino acids. Gene Ontology annotation, molecular function: zinc ion binding; histone acetyltransferase activity. NCBI's taxonomy places the organism in Eukaryota, Metazoa, Chordata, Actinopteri, Lampriformes, Lampridae. Gene Ontology annotation, biological process: regulation of DNA-templated transcription. Gene Ontology annotation, cellular component: nucleus.
CGUUGUCCAACCGGAAGUGCUGUGUCGUGUGCGCCUGUGAAGAAUCUGGCGCGGCACCGCGCUCAGGUUUUGUGUACUUACAGACGUUGAAAGAAAAAGAAAACAACCCCGUAUCCAAGCAGAUUGUGCCUUGUGUUGAUUUUAAACCUUGUGGAUAUCUUCUGUCGACGAAGCCCCGUGCUCUGGACGGGACUCUGUAGGAAAACAUGCCACGUAGACGACAGAGACAUGUGGCCGGGAGUGGUUCAGAUGGGACUGAAGACUCAGACUCCUCAGCCGAGCGAGAGCAGACCCACAGCUCCGAGAGCGAAGGAAAUGCGGCCAAGAGACAGCGGCUCACCAGGGCAUCCACACGCCUCAGUCAAAGCUCUCAGGAUACCCCUGACCUGAAGCGAGCUGGGGACCAUGAGGAGUCACCUCCACUGACUCCCACAGGUAACGCUCCUUCCUCUGAGUCUGAGCUGGACAUCUCCAGCCCCAAUGCCUCUCAUGAUGAGAGCCAGGCGAAAGAGCCAGCCAGCAGAGACUCAGACAAGGACCUCUCCCACCGGCCCAAACGCCGCCGUUGCCAUGAGACCUACAAUUUCAACAUGAAGUGCCCCACACCAGGAUGUAACUCCCUAGGUCACCUCACGGGAAAACAUGAACGUCACUUUGCUGUGUCUGGAUGCCCCCUCUACCACAAUCUAUCUGCUGAUGAGUGUAAGGUGAAAGCCGUCAGCCGUGAGAAACAGGAAGAGGAAAUGAAAGUACAGGAUGAGAGCAACACACGCCAUGCCACCCGUCACCAGACGCCCACGUCCAAGCAGAGCAGGUACAAAGAGCAGGUGGCUGAGAUGAGGAAAGGCAGAAAUGUCGGACUGCAGAAGGAGCAGAAGGAGAAACACAUGGAGCAUCGCCAGACACACAACAACACCAGAGAGCCCCUGCUGGAGAACAUCACCAGUGAAUAUGACCUGGAGCUCUUCAGGAAAGCUCAGGCUCGUGCAUCUGAAGACCUGGAGAAACUACGAAUCCAAGGCCAGAUCACAGAGGGCAGCAACAUGAUCAAGACCAUCCUGUUUGGUCGCUAUGAGCUGGACACUUGGUACCAUUCACCCUACCCAGAGGAGUAUGCCCGCCUGGGUCGCCUCUAUGUGUGCGAGUUCUGCCUCAAGUACAUGAAGAGCCAGACCAUCCUCAGAAGGCACAUGGCCAAGUGUGUGUGGAAACAUCCACCAGGAGAUGAGGUCUACAGAAAAGGCUCCAUAUCUGUGUUUGAGGUUGACGGCAAAAAAAACAAGAUCUACUGCCAGAACCUUUGUCUUCUCGCCAAGCUCUUCUUGGACCAUAAGACACUGUACUAUGAUGUGGAGCCCUUCCUCUUCUACGUCAUGACCGAGGCUGACAACACUGGCUGCCACCUAGUGGGCUACUUCUCCAAGGAGAAGAACUCCUUCCUCAACUACAACGUGUCCUGUAUCCUGACCAUGCCGCAGUACAUGAGGCAGGGCUUUGGAAAGAUGCUCAUUGAUUUCAGCUACCUGCUGUCCAAGGUGGAGGAGAAGGUGGGCUCCCCUGAGAGGCCUCUGUCUGACCUGGGCCUCAUCAGCUACCGCAGCUACUGGAAGGAGGUUCUGCUGAGAUACAUGUACAACUUCCAGGGCAAGGAGAUCUCCAUCAAAGAGAUCAGCCAGGAAACUGCCGUGAACCCGGUGGACAUCGUCAGCACCCUGCAGUCCCUUCAGAUGCUCAAAUACUGGAAGGGGAAGCAUCUGGUUCUGAAGAGACAGGAUCUGAUUGAUGAGUGGAAGGCCAAGGAGACCAAGAGAGGAAACAACAACAAAACCAUUGACCCCAGCUCACUAAAAUGGACCCCACCAAAAGGGACAUGAGCUGCAGACCCACCGGGCUGCUGAAUGAACUCUUACUGGAACCAGCAGCUCAGCAGCCUGGUCCAGUCCACUGUCCAGCCACACAGGCCUGUCCUGCUCUGCUUCUCUGCUUCCUGUCUCUGCAGGCAUCACUGUACCUUUACAUGCCAGUGUGUUGUUUCUGAAGCAUCAUACAUCGUUGCGUACAGGAUUCUUGACUGAACAAAUGCAGUGAAAGAAUCCGUCUCCUUUUUGUUUGAAAACCAUCCACUUUCAAUGUUUUUAUUCUUUUUAACACUGGAACGACCGGGAUGGCACCCCUACCUAUACCACCGGGGUGGUCACAAUGACCGCCAGUUUUUGAACUCUAUGUUGUGUCAAGAUAAACACCCAGCUGAGAUAUU